CAAUUUCUCAGCACGCAAUCUCAAAAACAAUGACGAUACUGAUGGUGGCGUUGGCUCUAGCGGCGGCAGGUCUCUUCUUCCGAUGGUGUGAACACGGUCGCAACCGCCGCCUGCCUCCCGGUUCCAUGGGGUGGCCUUACAUCGGAGAAACCCUGAAACUCUACACAGAAAAUCCCAACUCCUUCUUCUCCACCCGCCGCAAAAGGUAUGGUAAAAUAUUCAAGAGCCACAUAUUGGGGUGCCCCUGCGUAAUGAUAUCGAGCCCAGAAGCAGCCAAGAUGGUUUUGGCGAGCAAAGCUCAUCUGUUCAAGCCAACCUACCCACAGAGUAAAGAGAGACUGAUAGGACCGGCGGCGCUCUUCUUCCACCAAGGCCACUACCACUCUCUGCUCAAGAGAUUGGUCGCCGCCUCAUUCUCUCCCUCCGCCAUCCGAGGCUCCGUCGCCUCCGUCCAGACCAUCGCUCUCAAGCUUCUCUCCAGCUGGGAACAUGCCACCAGCCCCAUAUGCACAUUGCUACAGAUGAAAAAGUAUGCGUUUGAGGUGGCGAUGAUGUCGGUGUUGGGAGGGGAGGCGGAGGUGGAAACGGAAGGGAUAAGGUGUUUGUAUGGGGAAUUGGAGAAAGGGUACAACUCGAUGGCGGUGGAUAUUCCGGGAAGUCGGUUUUACAAAGCGAUGAAGGUGAGGAAAGCGUUGAAUGAGAGGUUGAUGAAGAUAAUUGAGAGGAGAAGAGGAAAAGGAGGGGGAGGUGGAUUGCUGGGGAAUAUGCUGAGAGUGGAGGCGGGUGAAUUGACUGAUUCUCAAAUAGCUGACAACAUAAUUGGAGUCAUUUUUGCAGCUCACGAUACCACAGCCACUGUGCUGACGUGGCUGCUCAAGUAUUUGCACGACAAUCCCAAUCUCCUCCAAGCUGUUGCGGCGGAGCAAGAGGGAAUUGCACGCAAACUACAACUAGAGGGAGAGCGGGGGCUUACUUGGGAUGACACCCGAGACAUGUCGCUCACUGCCAGGGUGAUACAAGAAACGCUUAGAAGUGCAAGUAUAGUUUCAUUCACAUUCAGAGAGGCGGUAGAAGAUGUGGAGUUGGAAGGGUAUGUCAUCCCCAAAGGAUGGAAAGUUCUUCCUCUAUUCAGAAGCAUCCACCACACUUCAGAUUUCUUUCCCCGCCCACAUAAAUUCGAUCCUUCUAGAUUUGAGGUAUCUCCUAGGCCAUACACAUACAUGCCCUUCGGAAAUGGGCUACAUUCUUGUCCCGGCAGUGAGUUUGCUAAGCUUGAGAUGCUAGUCCUCCUCCACCACCUCAUUACUACUUACAGGUACUCACUUGCAUCUUUGUUUCGUUUUACACAUCUAUAUAUGCUCCAGGUAGAUAUGAACCGACACACCUCACUUCCUGGAGUAAAAAUUCAGUGGUCCAGACAUAUUGUCACAUGGUGCGUCCAACCAAUUACAAUUAUAGAAAGAGAGAAAAGAAGUGGUUUAUGCACUUAUGAAAUUGGUUGGACACACCAUGUGCCAAUAACAAUAUGUGUGGGUCACUGGCACUGGUGGGGCCAGGGCCCUUGGGCCCCUCACCCAUUUGUAUUUUACGUAUAUAUAUUAUAUGUAUACGUCAACAAGAAUUUGAUGCUACAGCCCAGCUGGCCUAGAGAGUGGACUAGCAACGAAAUGAAUUCAAGUUCGACUCCCAGGACUUGUUUUUAAUGUUUUAUUUUUCUAUGCCUCCUUGGAUAUUCUCUUAAAUUCCAUUUAUGCUCUAUUUGGAUUUUCUAA
Molecule: messenger RNA, 1772 nt
Organism: Salvia splendens (bonfire salvia)
Lineage: Eukaryota; Viridiplantae; Streptophyta; Magnoliopsida; Lamiales; Lamiaceae
Gene: CYP707A2
Product: cytochrome P450, family 707, subfamily A, polypeptide 2
Exons: 5
Coding region: 30-1703 (557 amino acids)
Biological process (GO): sterol metabolic process
Molecular function (GO): oxidoreductase activity, acting on paired donors, with incorporation or reduction of molecular oxygen; iron ion binding; monooxygenase activity
Source: RefSeq, a predicted model, not a curated record